Asparagus officinalis (garden asparagus) is the source of this 1716-nucleotide messenger RNA. RefSeq names its product ATPase WRNIP1. NCBI's taxonomy places the organism in Eukaryota, Viridiplantae, Streptophyta, Magnoliopsida, Asparagales, Asparagaceae. Gene Ontology annotation, biological process: DNA-templated DNA replication; regulation of DNA repair. Gene Ontology annotation, molecular function: enzyme activator activity; DNA binding; ATP hydrolysis activity. Gene Ontology annotation, cellular component: nucleus. The record is from RefSeq and is a predicted model, not a curated record.
AUUUCUACAAACAGUUGGCGCCCAAGCGAUCUCCGCCCAUUUCUUCUUCUUCCUCCUACCCCCCAAAUUCAGAGAUGGAUAGCAGAGAGAAACCUGGGGCAGCGAUGGAGCAGCUCAUCAAUGGCUUCUCUCAUGAACAAGCCUCCCAGGCCCUCGCAGCCACUGGCCCCAACUCCACCCUCGCCCAAGCCGCCGACUGGAUCCUCACCGCCUCCUCCACCCAAUCCUCAGCCCGAUCUAACCUCAACCGCUUCCUCAAAAGCCCAAAACCCAAGCCCAAUCAAAUCCCACUCUCGGACCGGAUGCGGCCCAAAACCCUAGCUCAGAUCCUGGGCCAAGACCACCUCCUCAGCCCGACCUCCGUCCUCCCCUCCUCCCUCUCGCGCCGCCUCCCCUCCCUCAUCCUCUGGGGCCCACCUGGCUCCGGCAAGACCUCCAUCGCCCGUGCCAUCUCCUGCCCUCCCUCCCACCGCUUUGUGUCCCUCUCCGCCGUCACCGCCGGCGUCAAGGAAGUCGGGCGCGACGCCGUCGACGCCGCCCGCAGGUCGAAGAGCCCCACCGUCCUCUUCGUCGACGAGAUCCAUCGCUUCUCAAAAUCCCAGCUCGAUUCGUUCCUCCCCGCCGUCGAGGACGGAUCGAUCGUCCUCGUCGGCGCCACCACGGAGAACCCGUCCUUCCAUCUCACUACUCCGUUGCUGUCGAGGUCGAGAGUCCUCCCCCUCGACCCUCUCAAACCGAAGGACCUCCGCUCGUUGCUGCAGCGAGCUGUGGAAGAUAAAGAGAAGGGAAUCGAAUUUACCACCGGAACCCCGAUGUCCAUUGAUGACGACGCGAUUGGGUUCUUGUCCACGCGCUGCGACGGCGAUGCCCGUGUCGCUCUCAACGCUUUGGAGACCGCCUCAACGUUGGCGGUCAACCGAGGCUCGACCAAUAUAACUAUCGAUCAUGUCAAGGACUCAAUGCAAUGCAAACAUUUGGCCUACGAUAAGGAUGGAGAGGAGCAUUACAACUUGAUCAGUGCCCUGCACAAAUCAAUGAGAGGCAACGAUGCGAAUGCGGCGAUCCUGGACCCCGCUGCGCUUGGCCAGGCCGUGGCCUGCUACCAGGCGUGUCAUUUUCUUGGGAUGCCAGAGUGCGACGUGAACUUGGCUCAGUGUGUGGCAUACUUGGCGAUGGCGCCAAAGUCGGUGGCAGUGUAUAAGGCGUUGGGGGAGGCGAGGAGGACGGUGAGGGAGUCUGGCGGAGGGAAUGCAGGGGUGCCGUUGCAUCUGAGGAAUGCGCCAACGAGGCUGAUGAAAGAGCUUGGGUAUGGAGAAGGGUAUGUUUAUACGCCGGAGGAUCCAGAGGGGUCGAAGUUGCAGAGUUAUCUGCCGCCGGAGUUGCAAGGUAGGAGGUUUCUUCAGUGGUCGCCGGUGAAGGAGAAGGGGACCGACUGAGGUGGACAAAGGAUCGUAAACUCCAUUUUGGUAAAGGCUUGAGUUUAUGCUUUUGUUGAAAUGUUGAUGAUGUUUGUAUGGGUUUCUGAUAUAUGCUAGCAGCUACUAUCAGAAUCUACUCGGUCUCAGGUGAUAGACUUCAAUGCCUUAAGUAAAGUUAUGGGGAGAAAAUGUCUGAAGAUAACAGUACCAGUUAAAGAUAAUAUCACUGAAAGUACUAUCUUAAAAUGCUUGUAAUUUUCUCUGAUCUUAACAACAACAACAACAAAUACUUUUUCUA